CAUCCAUCCAUCCAUCCAUCCAUCCAUCCAUCCGUCCAUCCACACCCUAGCCAGCCAGCCAUGGGUCUGAUGAGUGAGGACAUGGAGUGCUGUGUCUGCCUCCAGCUCUACUCUCGCAGGGAGAAGAUCCCUCGGAUGCUCCACUGUAAGCACACAUUCUGUGGGCUGUGCUUGCAGGCGAUGUCCAGGCUCCAAAGCGGCCUACUGACAGUCUGCUGCCCCCUGUGCCGUUGGAUCACCUGCACCGAGCCCAGCCUCACCCUGCCGGGGUCGCUGUGGGUUAACACUGAGAUCUGGGACCAGAUACUAGACAGACAACAGGAAGAGGAGGAGGAGGAAGAGGAAGAAGAGUGGAAAGGAGCUAACAGACAGACACAGACCACUACACAGUACACAUGUUCUCCAUCAAGGCAUUGUGGCCUGAGGCUCAAACUACAGAAUUUCCUGAGGAGGAUGAAGCACAAUGUACUGUAAACCAAGAAGACGAAGAGCAGAGAAAGAAGACUGGAUUUUCCCAUUUCAGAGUAGGAGAUACUCAUUGAGUAAUGAAGCUAAUUCAUAAAACAGGACCCACCGGUGAUUUUCCAUAAUGAAGCAAGAUUGAACCAAUUAUUCAUAUGCUUUGUGUUUGAUUGACUUUGGGUAUGUGUAAUGUUCUCAGUCAACUUACCUGGUAAAAUAAGGGUUAAAUUAUAGUAUUAAUCAUAAAGGAUGGAUAGGUGGAGGAAAUAAAAAAAUAAGAUAUUAAAUGGAUUGAGGAAGAAAGAAAGAAUAAGGAAGUUAUGAAUAGAUAGACAGACAGACAGACAGACAGACAGACAGACAGACAGACAGACAGACAGACAGACAGACAGACAGACAGACAGACAGACAGACAGACAGAUG
Messenger RNA from Oncorhynchus masou masou (cherry salmon), 885 nucleotides. RefSeq names its product E3 ubiquitin-protein ligase RNF186-like. Gene Ontology annotation, molecular function: ubiquitin protein ligase activity. The record is from RefSeq and is a predicted model, not a curated record. Lineage: Eukaryota; Metazoa; Chordata; Actinopteri; Salmoniformes; Salmonidae. Gene Ontology annotation, biological process: protein ubiquitination. The coding region runs from base 61 to 474 and encodes 137 amino acids. The transcript has 2 exons.